Molecule: messenger RNA, 555 nt
Organism: Adineta steineri
Lineage: Eukaryota; Metazoa; Rotifera; Eurotatoria; Adinetida; Adinetidae
Source: the annotation of a GenBank genome assembly
AUGAAAUUCACAAUCAUCGCCUUCAUUACAUUUGGUUUAUUAUUAGCUUUUGUUCAAUGUAGAUCUCGUGUCGCUGUAACAAAAUAUGAAAUUAAACAAGGAAGUAUCUUUACUGGAGGUCGUAGUUAUGAUAUAAAAAGUAAAACAACUAAUAUACGAUUUUCAAUUGAAAAUGAACUUCUUCGUAUUGGAAAAAAACUUACCUUAUUAGAAAAUGGCAAACCUCGUUAUAUUGUUACACAUAAACUUCUCAAUUUAUGGUCAACAUGGUCAAUUACUGAUGCAAUCACUGGUCGUGAAGUCGGUCAAAUAAAAAAUAAAUUUAAAGUUAUUGGUGCAAAAAUACAUGCCGAAGGUGAUUUUGGUAAAUAUGUAAUCAAAGGUGAAUUUGGUAAACAUACAUAUAAAAUCUCAAAAAAUCAUCAUAAAGUUGCUCAAAUUCAUAAAGACAGAUUUCAUUUACAUGAUACAUAUGGCUUAAAAGUCUAUGGUAAUGAAGAUCAAGCUCUUAUGAUAUUAUUUGCUAUUGUUGUUGAUGAAAUUCGUCAACAUUAA